Molecule: messenger RNA, 1371 nt
Organism: Vitis vinifera (wine grape)
Lineage: Eukaryota; Viridiplantae; Streptophyta; Magnoliopsida; Vitales; Vitaceae
Exons: 3
Coding region: 1-1371 (456 amino acids)
Molecular function (GO): DNA binding
Source: RefSeq, a predicted model, not a curated record
AUGGAAUCAAACUUGACUCCAUCCUCUGGUCAAUAUUCAACUACCAAUUCUCAAUCAACUAGAAGUAAGACCGAUCCUGCAUGGGAGCAUGUUUCUGAAGAAAGAUAUGCAAAUGGAAGGAAAGCUCUUAUUUGUUUGUAUUGUAUAAAGAUUACAAAAGGUGGGGGUAUUCAUAGAAUGAAACAACAUCUUGCUAGAGUAAAAGGAGAUAUCGGUCCAUGUAAAUCGGUUCCUCUUGAUGUAAGAUUUCGAAUGGAAAAUUCUUUGCAAGAGUUUGUGAAUUCUAAGAAAGCAACCCAAGAAGCAUAUGAAUGUAGAAAUCCUCAUGGUCCUAAUGUGUCACAAUUUGAAAGGGAUAUGGCAGAAGGUGAAAAAGAGGUUCAAGAAAUGCAAAGUCCUAUGGCAGCUAAUAGUGGAAAAAGGAAAAAAUCAACAGUGGAUAAGUAUUUUGCACUAAGAAAUACUCAAGGAGCUCAACCUUCUAUGAGGAGUGUACUAGUUGGAAAAGAAGCUAUUUGGAGAGCGGAUAUGGCAGUUGGGAGAUUCUUUUAUGAUGCAUGCAUUCCUAUUAAUGCAGUGAAUUCCUUCUACUUCAAGCCAAUGUUGGAUGCUAUAUCUGCAAUUGGUCCCAGAUAUAAGGGUCCAAAUUACCAUCAACUACGGGUUAAUCUUUUAAAGGAUGCCAAGAAGGAAGUUCAGUUACUUGUGGACUCUUAUCGUGCAAUUUGGGCAAAAGUUUGGUGUACAAUAAUGGGUGAUGGUUGGACAGAUAAUAGACAAAGAACACUCAUCAACUUCCUUGUGUAUUGUCUUGAAGGAAUAUCGUUUGUGAAAUUCGUUGAUGCUUCGGACAUUGUCAAGGAUGCAACUAAUUUGUUUCAGUUAUUUGAUGAGGUGAUUGAAUGGGUUGGUCUACUCAAUCUAGUUCAUAUAGUCACUGAUAAUGCAGCAAAUUAUGUGGUCGCGGGGAGAUUGAUUUCUCAGAAACAUAAACACAUUAAUUGGUCACCUUGUGCAGCUUAUUGUCUUAAUUUGAUCUUUAAGGAUAUUGGUAAGAUGGACCAUGUUGCUGAACUUGUAAGACGUGCAUCAAAGGAAAACUUUUGUAAUAAGCCAAAUGUUAUUAAAGGUGUCAUGGAUGUUAUUGAUCAGAAAGUUCUGAAAGGCAAGCUUGAAACAAUGAAUGAAAUGAAGUUAUUUCGUGAUCGAUUGGGAAGUUUUGGAAAAGAACUUGCUUAUUCUUCACGUGAAGUACUUCAACCUGAUGAUGAGGAUGGUGGUGACGUGGCUAUAAAAGGGCUUGAUGUGGAGAACUUUGGUUUUCCAAAUGCUCAUGUUCAAUCUCCAUAUUCCAAUUUCCAAAAUGAAUGA